ACAAUCACGGACGCAGCCGGAACGGAGCACGCAGCCGCUGAGGUUUUUGUGGAGGCCUAGCCUCGGCCGCGUCGCUCUGGGUCAGCGCGGAGCCUGUGUAUCAGUGUAUGCCGUAUGCUUAUAUAGAUAGCCACACGGCCGGGGGGCGAUGUGACGACGCACCAGCAGCGAGGAGCAGCGGCAGCGGCGGACCACGCAUCCUCCCUAUCUUCACGAAAUCACGAUGGCGCCCGCCUGCUCCUUGCUCGCGCUCGCCCUCUCGGUCUGCUCCGUCGUCGCGGUCGCCGCGGCGCAGCAGGUGGACGCCGUGGCCGCGGCGCAGCAGGAGGCCGACCGCGUGGCUGGUCUGCCGGGGCAGCCGCCCGUGGGGUUCGCGCAGUACGCCGGGUACGUGACCGUGAACGAGACGCACGGCCGCGCGCUCUUCUACUGGUUCUUCGAGGCCACCGCGUCGCCCGACAAGAAGCCACUGGUGCUCUGGCUCAACGGCGGGCCCGGAUGCUCGUCGAUUGGGUACGGGGAAGCGGAGGAGCUGGGGCCCUUCCUGGUGCAGAAGGGCAAGCCGGAGCUCAGAUGGAACAACUACUCCUGGAACACAGAGGCCAACCUUAUGUUCCUGGAGUCCCCGGUGGGCGUCGGAUUCUCCUACACAAACACGAGCUCCGACCUGCUGCAGCUCGGUGACAAGAUCACCGCUGACGACGCUUACAAAUUCCUGCUCAACUGGUUCAAGAGGUUCCCGCAGUACAAGUCACACGAUUUCUACAUCGCCGGCGAGAGCUACGCCGGGCACUACGUCCCGCAGCUGUCGGAGAAGAUCUUCGACGGCAACAGGGCGGGGCACAAGGAGAGCCACGUCAACUUGAAGGGCCUGAUGGUCGGGAACGCGCUCAUGGACGACGAGACGGACCAGACGGGCAUGAUCGACUACGCCUGGGACCACGCCGUCAUCUCCGACCGGGUGUACGGCGACGUCAAGGCCAGGUGCGACUUCGGCAUGGCGAACGUCACCGACGCCUGCGACGCCGCGCUCCAGGAGUACUUCGCCGUGUACCGCCUCAUCGACAUGUACAGCCUCUACACCCCGGUCUGCACCGACCCCGCCAGCUCGUCGGCGCCCUACGCGCGGAAGGUUGCCGUUCACGGCGCCGCCCCCGGGAUCUUCUCCAGAUACCGAGGAUGGAUCAUGAAGCCAGCGGGCUACGACCCCUGCACGGCGGAGUACUCGGAGGUCUACUUCAAUCGGCCCGACGUCCAGGCGGCGCUGCACGCGAACGUGACAAAGAUCGGCUACAACUGGACACGCUGCAGCGAUGCGAUCUACACUUGGAACGACGCCGCCUUCUCCACCCUCCCCGUCAUCCGCAAGCUGGUCGCCGGCGGCCUCAGGUUGUGGGUGUUCAGCGGCGACACUGACGGAAGGAUCCCCGUGACGUCGACGAGGCUCACCCUCCACAAGCUCGGGCUCAAGACCGUCCAGGAGUGGACGCCGUGGUACGACCAUCUGCAGGUUGGUGGAUGGACGAUCGUGUACGAGGGCCUGACAUUCGUCACGAUCCGCGGCGCUGGGCAUGAGGUGCCUUUGUACGCGCCGCGGCAGGCGCGUACGCUCUUCAGCAACUUCCUGGCAGGCACCAAGAUGCCCCCAACGGCGUUCCCCUAACUGCUGUCUCCCCCUCUUUUCUCUCUCUCUCUCUCUCUCGCUUCUACCAAAGAUGCAUGUGUAAUUCGAUCGGAAAAAAAGGAAAAGGUUCAGGAAUAAAAGUCAGUCAGGUUUUAAUAGAGAAGAUUCAUAAUGCUCAAAAUCACAA
Messenger RNA from Zea mays, 1811 nucleotides. RefSeq names its product Serine carboxypeptidase-like 34. Lineage: Eukaryota; Viridiplantae; Streptophyta; Magnoliopsida; Poales; Poaceae. Gene Ontology annotation, cellular component: vacuole. Gene Ontology annotation, molecular function: serine-type carboxypeptidase activity. The transcript is spliced from 7 exons. The record is from RefSeq and is a predicted model, not a curated record. Gene Ontology annotation, biological process: proteolysis. Bases 224 to 1663 code for a protein of 479 amino acids.